AGCCACUUGGUUCCGCGGCCUCCAGGGGCUUCUAGGGCCUUCGCCUCCUGUCACCCGGGUGCCGCGGCGCGGGUGGGAGACAGACGGCCCCCUGGCUGGGUGUUGUCCUCGCGGCCAGCGGGAAGCGAGCGAUCCCUCAAAAGCCUAGGGGUUCUGCGACCCCUCUUACCAACGCCAUGGCAAUUCCAGGUUGCAACAAGGACAGUGUCCGAGCAGGCUGUAAAAAAUGUGGCUACCCUGGUCACCUGACUUUUGAAUGCCGCAAUUUUCUCCGAGUAGAUCCCAAAAGGGAUAUAGUUUUGGAUGUCAGCAGCACAAGCAGUGAAGAGAGUGAUGAAGAGAAUGAGGAACUGAAUAAACUGCAGGCAUUACAAGAAAAAAGAAUUAAUGAAGAAGAGGAAAAGAAAAAAGCAAAAAGCAAAGAGAAAAUCAAGUUGAAAAAAAAAAGGAAGAGGUCUUAUUCAUCUAGUUCCACUGAAGAGGACACUUCAAAACAAAAGAAGCAAAAAUACCAGAAGAAAGAAAAGAAAAAGGAGAAAAAGAGUAAGUCAAAAAAGGGGAAGCAUCACAAAAAGGACAAAAAGAAGAGAAAAAAGGAAAAGCAUUCCUCUGCCCCUAACAGUUCUGAAAUCUCCAAAAAGUAACUGAGACUGGCCUGAGCUAUUAAAUUUAAAAAUUUAGUUUUGAAAAUUAUUUGACCUUCUUUGAAAUUUGCCAUAUAAUUAUGCUUUGCAAUAAAUCACAGCCAUUUCCAUAUAGACAUUUUUUCAUAUAUAGGACCAUUAAUGUCUGACAGUAUUUUAAUGUGCUAUGAUUACAGAGUAUUGAAUCAGUCUUAUUACUUGAUAGCCAUGCCCCAAGUAUGGAUAUCUGUGCAACAAAACUCAUGAUUUUUGGUAUUCCUUUCUGUGUUAAUGUUAUUACUUCAUAAGCUGAUUGUAAAUUGCUUUACUACAGUCAACACAGGCGGUCUACCUAGCAGUAAAUGAAUAUUGCUGGAUUAAGUGUCCAUCUUCCAGUGAUAAAGCAAGGUAGGCUUGACACUGAAAAUUUUAAAAGCUUUAUAUCCUAUGAUAAUGUAUUACUAUUAAGAUAAUGAAAUUCUUCACUUGGAUUUUUUUUUUUUUGGAUGUCAUAGGAGAUGAAGCUGCUUUAUUGGUCUUGACUAGAACUUUUUAAAUGAAUGGUGUCAGCAGGAAUAUGAUAAAUAAUGAAAAUAUUUAUAACAAAAUUUCACUGUUUUCUGAGCUGCCGAGUUUCUAGUACCUGCCUCCUUCGUUUUUGUAACAAAAUAUUUCUUCCUUGUUUAAAAAGACAAGUCUAGUUCAACCUGUUUGUAAGUCUGAUAGAGAUGAUGCUGUGUUGGGCAGGAUUUUUAGGACAGACUCCUGGGUUGUUUUACAAAUGUGCCAUAUUGGCAUGUCUUAAAGAGAUACCUCAAACACAGAGUUUUUUAUUUAGAAGGACAACAGCUAAAUCUUCAUUAGGACUGAUUUUUAUUGUAUUCAGUAUAUAAAUUUUAUGAAGCUUGUUUCUAUGAGUAAUGUGGAAAUUUUUAUAAAUGUGAACAUAUAUAUUUAUUUGUUUGAAAUAAUUUGUAGUUUUGAAGCAGGUUUCCAUUGAAUUUAUGAUUCCAUAAUAUGACCAGUUUGGGGUGUUUCUCUUACUUCAGUCAUAAAUCUCAGGAGCAGUGACAAAAAUUUAGGAUCAAGAAUUUUAUUCUGUACUUUUUAAAAUUUAAUAGCCAGGGAGUUACAUCAUGAAAGCCUUUAUAUAAUAAUGAAAAUUUUGUAUGAGUCAGCAUUGUCAGACACAUAGUAGUAGGUAUAAAUGUUUCUACAUUUUUUUAAUUUCACAAUGAUCAUUGUUACUUACUUUGCUGAACACUCCAAUAUCCCUUACGUCCUAUAAGUUAAAUACUUUCUAUUGUAGCAGCAUCGAAAGUCAGCUAGUUAUCAUGGCACAGCACCAAAGAUUGCCGAGUACCUCACUGUGGUGCAGUUACAAAUUGGUAGCCUACAGAUGUGGCUGUAGGUGUAUUCAUAAUGAUGAAAUCAGGUAAGUGUACAUAACCUCACAGGCUGGAAAGGUGGACUGAUUCUUCCUUCACCCAGCAGGCCUAGCUGGCAUGACCUCAGUAAGACUGGGAGAGCCUCAUAGCUCCUCUGAGCAUGUGCUUACCAGGCGUAGACUCUAGGGAAGCUACGUCCACAUCCCUGUUCUAGCAUUGCAGUCACGGAUGCUGCCACACUUGGAGCUUUUCGAUAACCCAACUUAGUCUGGUGGCCUCCUUUAAAAGACAUCCACUUGUUUAAAUGUGUUAGUCAGUUAUUUGGAGAGAAACACAGAGCUGUUAGGUUUUUAAGGGUUUGUUUUGCCUUUGCUAUAGUUUAUUUUUAAAAGACGGUACUUUAUGAAAAUACAGUCCUUUGAUUAUCAGGAUAAAAAAAAGUAAAAAAAAAAUUCCAACUUUAAAGAGAUGAUUAGAAAGUGCUACAUGCAAAUAGAUGGUCUCAAUUGUAUUGAGGUGUAAUGUUGUUAAAAGUGAUCACUGUAAUGACACAGAGUUAAUCCAGUCAUUUGUAAGUUUUAUUUGUGUUAAUUAUAGAGACAAUAAAUUGGCUUGUCAGAUUUGUUUUUUGAAUGGUGGCAUACUUAGUGGCUCAGGAGAGUCGUAUAAGAUUAGGCCUUCAUUAACUACUAAAGUUUGCAAAUUGAAAGAUUUUAAUGUUGUGUAAUUUUUUUACUCCCAGAGAAAAAUCUUGGAAUUGUUCUUGAUUAAAUUUCCCAUAGUAUGAGAAUAGUUUAUGAAAAAUCUCACCUGAAUAAAAUACAUUUGUUUUUACUAAAAUAAUUUCUACUGCAGUGAUCUUGUUAUUAUUAGGAUUGGAUGUAAAUCUCACUAAUAUAUUGCAGGGGUAAAUUAGUGACAUUUCCUCUCAGGCAAUAUGUAGCAUAAGGAAAAUUGAACUUGGUAGUAAAAAAAAUCCAAAAAUCCUAGUCAUUCUGACUACCUGUGUGACCUUCAGCAAAGUCAUUUACCUUCUCUCGGCUUUGAUGUCUUUCAUCUAUAAAAUAUUGUACCAAAUUAUCUCUGAGAUCCCUUGUAAUCCUUAAUAUAUAUGAUUAUCAAUGUUUUAGUAAAAUUCAAAUAUUAUUAUUUUAGAAAUUAUAUUCAUUUAGGAAUGUAAAUUAUUAUAUUCAUUUAGAAAUUGCUGCAGAUAAGCAGGUAGCAUUCUGUAAUGGUAAAGGUUGAAUUUAUUAAUAUAGCUGUUAAACACAUGUCACUUCUCGAAGCAGAUAGUUGACAUUUGGUUCACAUCCUUACCGCUCAGUGUAUGUCAUUUUCACUAGAGGCAGACAGAAUGUAUUUUUAGAUUUGUAUCUGUAACCCGAUUAUCUGAACAUUUUGAGACUAUUGCUUUUGAGCUGAUGGACCUACACCCUCUCCAGUUCCCUAUUUCUUCUUUCCGUAUCAUCUGUUGGCUAAAACCUCUCAGAGAGAUCCCCCGUUUGUCACAGAAUACGUAUCUGUUUACAUCUUUGGUUCUUUGAGGCUAAAACAUCAAUAAGUAAAACAACUGUGUGUAUCUGUAUUUAUGAGUCUCUCAAAUUACAUGCCUUAGGUUACCUUAAACUAGGUUGAUGAGUUAUCAUUAAUAGUCAAGAUAAAUGCCAUUGAGUCCUUUCUUCAGUAAACAUUUAUUGAGAACUUAGUAUGGCAAACACUAACCAGGGAUACAGAGAUUAAUAAGACAUAUUUGCUUCCCUGAAAGGAAUUCAGAGUUUAGUUAAUAGGGGAAUCAGCAAACUCAUCAUUAGGUAUUAAGUGCAGUAAUUGGAAGACUUCAAGGAGUACCUAAGAGUCUGGAGAAGUUAGAAGAAGCUGCCUAGAAAAGUAAUGCCUGAAGUACAUUUUGAUUGAGCAUGAGAGUGGGAGUUAGAGCAGCUCCUGACAGAAUGAGUCCUGUGAACAAACCCUCAAUAGACAAGGCUGGGGUGUGUGUGUCAAGAAUUACAAGCCUUGUGUAGGACAGGAGUGGUAAGAAUCAAGACCACCAUUCUAAGUUCUUAGUAUAAGAGAAAGAGGUUUUAUGUUCCAUGUUUGGGAGCUUGGACUUUAUCUGUAAGCAAGAGACCCCAUCAGAGAGUUUUAAGAAAAGAAAUGCUACAGUCCCUGGGGUUGCAGAGUCAGACACAACUUAGCAACUGAACAAUGAACAAGGAAAGAAGUGACUUUUAUUAGGGUUUGGUUCCAUCCUUUUCAUAAUCCAAUUCACAGUUUUUAAAGGAUGAACUUGCUUUCAUCAGAAGCCCACGUAAAGAAUAAUUUGAAAAUUUGAUUUUCUGUUAUUUGGUGUCUUAUUCUAGGCCCACUUUUCUUUCUAAGUUCUGAUUAUUUCUAAAAGCUACAGUAACUUAAGUUUUCUAAAAAGCUACUGUCUUCUUUAUCAGACCUAUCCCCAGAAUGGUACAUAAUUUGGAACGCUUUGCUUUUAGUUUUAUUUUAGGUUACUUUUGACAGAAUAUAUUCUGUCGUAAUGUUAGUAUUUUUGGUCAAAAUAAAUCAUUUAAAAUAUAUUUUUCAAUGUACAGACUAUAAUAAUUCAGUAAGCCUUCUUUUAAUAUUUUGUCUCCAUAUAGUGAAUAUCAUGAAGCACAGCUGCUUCAAAGUCACAGUGUCGCACACGGUCCACUCAGGGAGCCCUUCGCUCCCCCUCGGGUUCCCUGGCUGGGCAGGGAGUGCUGCACAGACUCCAGCCCAUACGAGUGCUGAGACUUGAUUUUUCCCGGGCAUUUGGCAUCCAAGAAUAGUAGGAGUUUUUUAUGCCCACUAAGUGAUACUUUCACUUGCAAAGCCCAGGGUCUUCGGCCCUCAUUUUGUCUCCUCCUAACGCCUCCAGAAUUUUGCAGAGUGCCAGGGAAUUGGGUUGCCUCCCUGAGAGCACAACCCAUGAUGCAUGCCCAACCCAAGCUUGCCUUUCCGAAAGGUUGGGAAGAGUCUGGGGAAUCAGGAGGAUUUUGCUGGCCCUGCCCGUCUCUUAAGUUUCCUGCUGCUUAUUCUUUAUGGCCUCUGCUCUUGCCCUUAUGCAACAAAAGUAGACUAACCAGUGCCUUAACUAACUUUCUCAACUGAGAUUUUUACCUGAGGCAACAUCUAAUUAGUAAUAUAACUAUUAUUAUCUGUGUAUCAAGGUAGCCAAUUGUCUGGGAUUUUUUUUUUUCAUCAAAGCUGGAUCUGAGAUCAAGAACUACCCACAAACGCUUUGUGUGCUUUCUCAAAAAAUAAAUGAAAAUUCUUUGCUUUUAUAACCACAUAAAAUGUCAUUUUUGUAGUGGAAAUGUUUCAACUUUCAGACUUCACACAUGCUCUAAGCAAUUUUAACGUUUAAACAUUGGCAAAACUGUGUUCCUUUUGAAUUGGAAAUACAACACAGGCAGUAGGAUGUUGCAAUAAUGACCUAGAAUUAUGCUGUCAAUUUAGCCACACGUGGCUGUUGAAAUUUAGAUUAAUUAAAUGAAAAAGUAUUUCUUCAGCUGCACUAACCACAUUUCAAGUGCCCAGCGGCCACAUACGGCUGGUGGCUACCUUGCCAGACAAGACUGAUGCAGAAGGAACAUUUCCAUCAUCACAGAAACCUCUACUGGACAGUGCUAGAAUUCCCAAUUCUUGGUAGAAAUUUUGACAGGCUAAUGAUCAAAAGUUUCUAACCCUGAGCUUUGCAUGCCAGAGAAAAAUAAAUCAUUCCUUGCCUGCCCCCUACCCUCACAAAUCAGAGUGUAUUUGGCACAUCUUGAAAGGCUAGUCUUCCAACUACAGAAACUUUGUACAACAUAGUGGAUACGUUUAGCAGCGCCAGCUUAAAAUUAAUUCUUUUUUUUCCUAUUGAAUUCCAUUAUAGGACCAGGUCUCCAUUCUUAUAACAGAAAUCAUAUUUAUGAAUAAAAAUCUUUUAAAGCAGGUUUAAUUUGCAGAAACUGUAGCUUUAUUUCUAGAUGUCUAAAUGGUAUUACUGCAGUAGACUUAGGUGGGACCAGAGAAGUAACUUGUUUGCUUUAUAACUUUCAUUCUAGAAAUUCCUUAGGAACUUUAUCAGUGAAGGAUUUUUGUUAUUACCCCUUGGUAUACAGAAAAUAUUUUAUCAUGCAGAUUAUACAUGAUGAUAUAUUUUGUUAUCAAAUGUUAGUUUUUAUAAAGGCAAUAAUACAUUGUGUGCUCAGCAAAUCCUCUGAAAAAGGCAUGGGUUGAUUUCUAAGAGACUUAAGAACAUGCCACUUCUCGUUCAUAAGGCCACCUCUCUGAGAUUUACCUUAUCCAGUACCAUCUCUUAUAAAAAUAACUGCCUCCAAGAAUGAGAAACUUGUGAAAUGCUGGUAAUGUGACAUAAACUUCUCAUUGUUCCUCACUGACAUAGGUGUGCUAAUCUGUGUUACUGAUAAAUUCUAUAAUUUCUCCUGAAAUGUUAGCAUAAUUUCAUGUAAUGUAGAAACAUUAAUUAGCAAAUAAAAGUAAACUUACUCAUGUGGAAAUCUAUCAGAAACCUAGUGGAUAUUUAAUAAAUUAACUGAAUGAUCAAAA
Molecule: messenger RNA, 6580 nt
Organism: Cervus elaphus (red deer)
Lineage: Eukaryota; Metazoa; Chordata; Mammalia; Artiodactyla; Cervidae
Gene: SREK1IP1
Product: SREK1 interacting protein 1
Exons: 5
Coding region: 177-644 (155 amino acids)
Molecular function (GO): zinc ion binding; nucleic acid binding
Source: RefSeq, a predicted model, not a curated record